Messenger RNA from Diospyros lotus (date-plum), 2922 nucleotides. Its product is annotated as exocyst complex component EXO84A. Bases 223 to 2511 code for a protein of 762 amino acids. NCBI's taxonomy places the organism in Eukaryota, Viridiplantae, Streptophyta, Magnoliopsida, Ericales, Ebenaceae. Gene Ontology annotation, biological process: intracellular protein localization; Golgi to plasma membrane transport; exocytosis. Gene Ontology annotation, cellular component: exocyst. The transcript is spliced from 7 exons. The record is from RefSeq and is a predicted model, not a curated record.
UGACCAUUUCGCGGGUUUGUAACCGCCAAAGAUUCGUUGGCCCGCCAUAGUCUCCGAGUUCAAGCACAAACGCAUCUUCAGAUCUCCACUCUAUUCUCAGGAAAUUUUUGUGCAUUUUCAAUCCAAAUUGAACUGCCCCUUUCAGUUGAUCUUCUCGCAUUUUCUCUGAUUUUUUCUUUCACGUUCGGAUGUUGUGAGAGCUACGACAAAGAGCGAGCGGCAAUGGAGAUUUCGCACGCCGGAGCGUCGUUCUCGUCGAGCAUAGGAGAUUCGACAGAGUUCGAAGCCGAGCUGUCGCUCAGCGACAAGCUCAAAAUCUUCAAACCUUCUAAUUUCGAUCCCGAAGGCUAUGUCACCAGUAAAUGCCGUAACAUGAGCGAAAAGGAAAUCAGAUACUUGCGCUGUUACCUUGUUGAUCUAAAGAAGGCAUCUGCAGAGGAGAUGCGCAAAAGUGUCUACGCUAAUUAUUCAGCUUUUAUUCGUACAUCUAGAGAGAUUUCUGAUCUUGAAGGACAGCUACUUUCUUUGAGACACCUUCUAUCUACUCAGGCAGGUCUUGUUCAUGGUUUAGCUGAAGGGGUUCGUCUUGAAUCAUUCUGUUCUGGUUCUGAAGGUUCAGUAAAAGAGGACAGAUUUGAUUUUGAGGAUAAGGGGCCUUCAAAUGCAGAAAAAUGGUUAGCAGAAUUUUUGGAGAACCUUGAGGUUUUGCUGGCUGAAAGAAGAGUGGAUGAGGCUCUAGCUGCAUUGGAUGAAGGAGACAAUGUGGCGAAUGAUGCUACUAGCCAGAAGAAAUUGUCCCCAUCUGCACGCUCAUCGCUGAAGGCUACUAUCAUAGAACAGAGGCAAAGAUUAGCUGAUCAACUUGCAGAAGCUGCUUUCCACUCUUCCACUCGUAGUGAUGAGCUUCGCUCAGCAGUUCAAGCUCUAAAACAGCUCGGGGAUGGUCCCCGUGCUCACGACUUGCUACUGAAGUCUCACCACCGGAAGUUGAAGUACAAUAUGCAGGGUCUUCACCCUUCAGGCACUUCGGAUGGAGGGGCUUACACUACUGCACUUUCACAACUUGUAUUUUCAACUAUUGCACAGGCUGCAAGUGAUUCUUUGGCUGUAUUUGGAGAUGAGCCUGCAUACGCAUCUGAACUUGUCACUUGGGCUGUCAAGCAGGCCGAGGCUUUCUCUCUUCUCGUGAAGAGACACGUCCUAGCCUCAUCAGCAGCAGCGGGCAGCUUAAGAGUUGUUUCUGAGUCUGUUCAGAUAUGCUUGGGUCACUGCUCAUUGUUAGAAUCUCGUGGUUUGGUCCUGUCACCUGUCCUCUUGAGACUCUUUAGGCCAUGUGUAGAACAAGCAUUAACUGCCAACUUACAACGGAUCGAACAUAGCACUGCUGCAUUGGUAGCUGCAGAUGAUUGGUCACUUGCUUAUCCACCAAUUGGUGCACGCCAUCUAAAUACUGCAUUUCUUGGUAGUGUGAUUGCAUCACAACCAAAGCUUUCUAGCAGUGCUCAGAGAUUUAACUCAAUGGCUCAGGAACUCUGUGAAGAUGUCAGGCCCCUUGAGAGCCUGCAGUUUGCUGACCAUGCAUUGGAAGGCCUAGUACAAGCUUUCAACUCAUAUGUCAAUAUGCUCAUAAAUGCACUGCCAGGUUCAAUGGAGACAGAGAACCUAGAGGGGUCUGGGAGUAAAAUUGUAAGGACGGCAGAGACUGAAACACAACAGACAGCUCUACUAGCUAAUGCAUUGUUGUUAGCAGAUGAGCUCCUCCCACGUGCUGCUACCAAGCUGUCAUCCUUGAACCAGGCUACUCGAAUCGAUGAGCCCCCUCGAAGACCUUCAGACAGACAAAGCCGUGCUCCUGAGCAAAGAGAACUGAAGAAGAGGCUUCAGCGCUUCGUUGAUCAUUUGCGAGACAGCUUCUGUAGACAACAUGCCCUUGAGCUCAUCUUCACAGAAGAUGGUGGUGUCCGCCUCAGCGCAGAGAUGUACAUAAGCAUGGAUGGAAAUGCACAAGAGCCCGAGUGGUUUCCUUCUACAAUAUAUCAGGAACUAUUUGCAAAGUUAACUAGGAUUGCAGCCAUUGCAUCAGACAUGUUUGUGGGAAGAGAAAGGUUUGCAACUAUGCUAUUGAUGAGACUCACAGAGACUGUCAUCUUGUGGCUUUCUGAUGACCAAAUCUUUUGGGACGAGAUCGAGCAGGGAUCAAAGGCUCUAGGCCCUCUAGGCCUUCAACAGUUUUAUUUGGACAUGCAGUUUGUCAUACUCUUUUCAUCCCAAGGCCGUUACUUAUCUCGAAACCUUCAUCAAGUUAUCAAAAAUAUCAUAGGUAGAGCCAUUGAAUCAGUUGCUGCAACUGGAAUAGAUCCUUAUAGUAUUUUGCCGGAGGAUGACUGGUUUGCUGAAGUGGCUCAAAUAGCAAUAAAGAUGUUGAUGGGAAAGGCCGACUUUGGCGAUGUAGAUGAAGAAAUUCUCAGUCCCACUGCAUCUGAUCAGCAAAAUCUUUAUCAGCAGCCUUGAGCAACUAGUGUUUGGCUCUUGAUCGCUGUGGACAGGGUAUAGAGUACGGAGUAGGUAUUUAUCUCCUCCAUAUCUAGCUAUUUUCAUAGAAAAAUAUUAUUCAUACAUUUUUUUUACAUAGAAAUAUCUUUUUUGUUUUUUUGCUAUCAAUGAAAUUAUACGGUCAUUACCCUUUAAAUGUACACGAAAUUAUUACGUUACUCCCCCGAUGUGGGCUACAUCAAAGAGGAGGCGUGAGCCCUCUCCUCCGAUGUGGGCAACAUCAAAGGGGAGGCGUGAGCCCUCUCUUGCAUGUCCACAUAAGGCAUGUGACACAGAAAAGAGAACAUUUAUGUAAAUAUAUAUUAGGUAAUUACAUGAAUAGCAAUUUUAUAGUUAUGAACCAUUUUGAUAAUAUUUUGUACUAAAGUU